CACUCGCUCUCAAUCAGUCUUGUCCCAGAUCGCUCUACGAUAAGAACCUUUAGUGUGGCUCCAGAGGUUGUACUUGACUUGAAGUUCCGCUGUGUCGAAGUCUAAAUCCUCGGAACUUUUCUGAUAUACAGUAAAAUCAAAUUCUUGAACUACAGUACGGGAGGUUUUAGUUGUUUUAUUUCGUCUUUUGAAAAAAAAGUGACGAAUGAGAAUUUAGGGCCAUGUAAGCGAGAAGAAUUGAUAUAAGGAAAAAAAAACAGUGCACUCUACCCGCCAGUUGGAACAUUUGUGUUAAUUAUAGCGUAGAGCGAACUACUAGCUACGAUGAUGCAGUGCCAGGUAACAGCUGACCAGCAGGUCCUCCUCGACGUGAUGGCACCCGAUGCCACUGAGACCACGGAGCCAGCAGGCCCCAAGUGCGAGUCUGAGAAGAAAUUGGUGGAAUUGAAGCUGAAACAUGGAUGGCCGUUCCCUGAUAUGACGGAGCCUCCGUUAUCCUUCCGAAUUAAAAGCAGCUUCAUAAUUCCCAUGGUCGGGACUUUCAGCAAAAUUCUCUUGAAAUGGUGUAAUAAGGUGAACGGCCACAACAUCCAACAGCUUCGAAACCUGGUAGCAAAUCGGCCUGCAGGCACACCGCUCCUCACAGUAUCAAACCAUUAUUCCUGCCUCGAUGAUCCCGCGCUAUGGGGUUUGUUGAGAUGGCGUGAUCUGUGGAAUGCGCGGAGAAUGAGGUGGUCCCCCGCAGCACAUGACAUAGCCUUCACACGAAAAAUAUACAGCUGGUUCUUCAGUGCUGGGAAAUGUGUGCCAAUUAUUCGAGGCCUGGGAGUGUACCAGGAGGCAAUGGACUUCCUGAUUGAUCGUCUGAAGGAGGGCCAGUGGGUACACAUCUUCCCUGAGGGCAAGGUGAACAUGAGCCUGGAGAGGAUGCGGCUCAAGUGGGGCGUGGGCCGGCUGGUGUACGAGUCACCUGUGUGUCCAAUUGUCCUGCCCUUCUACCACAUCGGUAUGGAUGACAUCCUGCCCAACCGCAAGCCCUACAUCCCCAGGGUCGGGAAGCUGGUGACAGUUGUGGUCGGAGAACCAUUGGACUUCAAGGACCUAGUGUCGGAGAUGAAGGCAAAGAAGGAGGACCCGACGACGGCGCGGAAGGUGAUCACCGACAGGAUCCAGGAGGAGCUGGGGAGGCUGCGAGACCAGGCGGAGGAGCUCCAUGAGAAGAUGAAGAGGGAGAGGAACUUAUAACGCAAGUCCAAAGGCAUAAAUGCAGCAAUUGUCCUAAUCCUUCCACUCGAUAUUUUGUACAUUUUUUUCCGCGGUGGAGAAGUAUCAGAUUGUAGAACUGAUGAAGAAUUCAUUUUGAAUUUUUGUCAUUUUCCCGCAUUGGCCUUAUUAAAAUUUUUAAGAUGAAGUCAAUGGAUAUACAUUUAUUAGUAUUGAUAGUGUUAGCUUUUUUCAACGAAUUUUUAAAAUGUAUGGAGAUAACCUGGAAAACUUUGAAAUUAAUUUUUCUGGAUAUUUAUUAUGUAUAUAGUACUUUUAUUUUGAUUAGAAUGUUUGCAAAUAUUUUUAAAAAAUUAUAUGCAAUUGCAGGAUUGGAAAAUCUGGUAGUUUUAUGCCACAUGAACUGACCUGUAUGUACCAAUUGGCUGAAUGACAUGUAAUUUAAAACCUGAAUUUUCCUUUGGUAUUAUGUUGCAAUGAUACAUAACGAUGAACUGUUCAAGACUUGCAUAAGGUCUGGCAUGUUGGUGAGUUUGCACAACUACAUUUUAUUUUUUUGUUAGUAGUAAGCUAUAUUUCUAUAUAUGUUUAUUGAGUGUGAAGCAGAAUACUGAAGUCAACAUGCCAAAACGAAGUGUUUUUUCUCUUGCUUCCCAGUGAUGAUGAUGUCAUUUAUAUGUUGAUGUUGAUAAAGAUGAUUUAUUAUUUUUUGUAUUUUUUCUCUUUUUUUCUCUCUUUUUAUUUUUUUUCAGAGAUACUGGUGCAAAAAGUGUUCAUGUUUAAAUGCAGGUUUUUGCAUUUGAGAACAGAUAUUUGUCCUAAUAGAUGUGUGCUCACUACAAAACUUUCCAAUUUUGUGAACAAAACUUCCAUAAAGAUUGGGUUCUGUGAGAUAUCAGUGCAUCGUGUUCAGAAAAAGCAGACGUGAAAGCUUGCUUAUAUUUUCAUUAUUUUUAUUUUAUCAAUUGUAUUUCACAAACAUCUCUAAUUAUAUUCCCUUUCCCCCCUCUGCUCAUAGGAGAGAUUAGAUUUAUAUAUUGCGGCUUCACACUCUUGCAAAUACUACAAAUAUUUGAAUGUACCCAAACACAAAUAAAAGGAAAAUAUGGCAUAAGGCUGUCUCUGGCAAGUAAAUGAUUAAAUUAAAAGGAUAGCAUUAUCAUGACAAGGCAUACAUUGUCAUGUAUUUAUGUAAAUAAAUAUUGCCACUGAAAAAUCAUGUAUUUGCUGUUACCUGUCUUUUGCAACUUUCUAGAUAGCUGCUCUUAUUGCUUUAUUUUCUAUUUAACUAUUUUUCUAUCACCGUUUCCUAGUAGUCUAGUUUCCCAUUGGUUUAAUUCAAAGGCUUUUCAUAAGGAGUUUUUAGUUCAGGGUUGUUACAAGCCAUCAUUUAUUUCUCUUGUUUUUUCCAAAAUGAAAUUACUUGUCUCACAGCUACAUUCUCCAUUCAAAAUGCACAGAGACAAGUAUUAACAAUAGUAAUGGUAAAUGUCUUUGUUUAGUUGGAGUACUGUAGAGUACUGCAAGGCAUAAAAAAGUGGAGAGUCUGCUCUGUAUAAUUUUCUGUUCUGUGCAUGUUUCUUCCCUGUAACAACCAUUGGGUCAUAUGCUUUGUACCUAUGAUGCUGAAGAUAUCACAUUUUGGUGCAGAGCUCAGAAAUGUGAUUAUUUUUACUUUUUUACUUUUUGAUACUUAGAUUGUCAAUAAAUAAAUAUAUACAUAAUCAACUGGACCAAUUAGGAAACUAUAUAAAAGGGUUAACACGUAUAAGUGAAGAGAAACUAGAGAUGAAAGUUAUAUCAAAUGUUAGUAAAAGAAAUCAGACUUGCAUUGUUUGUUUGACCCAAUACCACCGGGGAAAAUGAAUAAAAAAUGGGGAAAAUACUGUGCUCAUUUUUUAUAUUUUUUGUGAAAUGUCUCUACACAUAGAUGGCUCUGCUAGUGCUUAGCCACAAAGGAGUCAUUUAGUAGACAUUGUGACCUUAACUGAUUUGAAUUGGCGGGAAAAAUGUAUUUUUUACUAGUGCUAUGAAUAUCGAUGGUGUUACUUUUAUUAUAAACAUUAUGAUUACUAUUAUGUUAUAAACAUUAGUAACAGCAAAAUAAGAUAACGUGAAAUAUUUUCGUAAAUCAAAGAAAAGGGUAAACGGGCAAGACAGGCAGUACUCGUAACUGGCUCAUUGGUGACUUAGUAGAAGUGUAGCCAUCUAUGUGUUAAAACAAUCAAACAAGGAACUCACAGUGGGCACUACAUGUACCUACUCGUUAUGCCCGUCGGCAUUGGGUUAAAUAAAGAGAGAAUCUUAACAUGUUUCAAACUGAAUCCCAUUAGAGAUAUCAUAAUCUAUUUUCCAAUCAAGUAAUGUAGAAAAUAUAUCAUCCUCUUGAAAAGAUAUCUGAAAUAACAAAUAAUAAAUAUAGUUGUUAGUAUAGCUAGGCAUGCCAUCAUAACCUGUGUAACAAUGUUUUUGAUUAUGUACAAUCUAAACCUCUUUCAGAGUGAUGGGUUAUCCCUGUGUUGACUAGCAAUAUAUGUGUUUAGGGUAGCUGUCAGUGUCAGCUGAACUAAUAUCCUAUGAAACCCUGCAGCCAUUAUUAUUAGUGUGGCUAUAUUUGUUACUGGCUUUUUAGUUCAGUAGUUUAUGAGUUGGGCUUACCUCAUACCAGUAAUGUACACCUCUGGUAACAUGUGGAUGGUAGUUACAGAGUCAGAUAAAAUGAUAUACUUCCUAUUAUUGUAAAAAUAGUACCUUGAAGAUGAGAUGGAAAUAUUAUAGUCCACAUUAUAAUGGUAGUAAAGUUAGUACAGCAAAUUUGUUAGAAGAAUUGUAUAUCCAAUAGAUAUUUACUUUGUACUAAUGAAUUAUACCUCUUUAUCAGUUACAUAUAAAGUGUUACCCCAGUGAUUUAUUACUAAUUUUAUUAUAUUAUAGAACAAAUAAUAUAGGUUUAUGGUAUCAUAGAGAUUGACAGAAGUAUUAGAAAUGUUUGUGUAUUAAUGGAAUGUUCAAGACUUUGUUAAACAAGCUUCUGUUUCUUUAUACUAUCUUCUUAUCACUAAUUCAUUUUGAUAUAUGUUGUUUUUGCUUGAGGAAAUCUUUACUGAACAAGAGAUUAUUUUCAUGACAAUAGAGCAGGGGUUUAUGAUUUGGACUAGUAUGUACAGGCCACUUAUUAUAACAGUAUUUUAUGUUAUGAUGUCUGAUAAAAGGAUUAUACUAAGGGAUAUCUUUUGCACAAUGAAUUGAUAUGCAUCUGAAUGCAAAAAUGACAUAGUACAAACUUGGUGAGGAGAUGAAGUUUAUUAUUCAGCUAUGACUGGCAUAUCAUGGGAAGGUAGAUGUGUUAAACAAAAUUCCUUGGAAAGUCUGCUACUCUUGUCUGAUUAGGUAGUAAAAGUAUGAAACUAACUUCAUUUUAUAUGGACUUUUCUUUUCUUGGUGAUGUACAUAUCUUUAUAUCUUUUAUAAAGAUAUAAAUGACAUGAGGUUGAAUUUCUAACAUAAAUUUUUUUUAUUUGUUUAUUUUUUACUGUAUGUAUUUAAUUUUCACUCCUUAAGGUAUAUUUCAGAGUUGAUAUGCAAUAUAUCUGAGUAAUUUGACAUAGUGUUGGUAUUAGUUUAGGUAUUAUAAACAGGUAUUUCAUUGUGCGACAGAACUGAAUCCCUAUUCCCUCUCUUUGUUAAUAAAUAUGAAUCCAAUUUUUAAUUUCACUAUUUCUAAUAACUGAGACAGACUUUUUGGAAUACCAUUUUCAUUUUUCUUUCUCAAUAAAAGCCAAUGAUAUGCUUAAGCUUGAGCGAGAGAAGUUUGAUCAUUCCCCCUCUAAUAAAAGUACAGUUGUCCUCAAUUUAAUGAACUAAGAAAGAAGGAAAAGGGAUAGUAAAUGAAAUGUAAUUAAAAAUGGGGGGAACCAUUUUCUAUUUUUUUAGUGUUGGAUAAAAAAGACAAUUAACAGUUGUGUUCAGUAUCAGAGAGUAGAGGCGACGGAAAAUCCCCCUCCUUUGGAUUCUCCCGAAAGAAAUGGAACCACUAAUGUCUGCAUGCAAUGUACAAGUGGUUAAAAAUGUCUACUUGCAACAUACAAGUGGUUAAAAAUGUCUGCUUGCAACAUACAAUUGGUUAAAAAUGUCUGCUUGCAACGUACAAGUGGUUAAAAAUGUCUGCUUGCAACGUACAAGUGGUUAAAAAUGUCUGCUUGCAACGUACAAGUGGUUAAAAAUGUCUGCUUGCAACGUACAAGUGGUUAAAAAUGUCCGCAUGCAACGUACAAGUGGUUAAAAAUGUCCACUUGCAACGUACAAGUGGUUAGAGGUGGAAUAGGAAUGAGAGUUGGUUAGAGUUUUCUUAGGGACUGGAGCUAGAUUGGAUUAUUUUGCUCUCUGAUAAUGAUUCCUAAGUUUGAGUACAUGCAGAGCUGCGAAAAAUGUUAGUAGGAGACCAUGUUCGUAGUCAGAAUACGUCGGUUAAAUCCAAAAUUUGUUCUUUGAGACAUUCUAUUCAAAAUUAGGAUUAAGUUUUAAAAUGUUAAUGAAUAAUUCUUUGUAAACUAUAUCUUUAAGUUCAUACUUGUAUACAUUCUGUAAAUUUUAUGCCUUUGUGUAUUUGUAGACAAAAAAAAAAACAUUAUAUAAUUUUGCAUGUUUUACUCAUAAAUCAAUAGAAUUCAUAUAGAAUCUCCAUUUUGUUCCUCUUAUAAAAUACAGCAAAAAUAGAUUAAGUUGACAGCAUAGAAAUUAAAUGGUGCCAUGCUUCCCUCUAUUUACUAAUGAAAUAUAAUAAUACAAGAUGUGUUCUAUUUGUGAGUUGUAUUUAAUUUUUCACAUUUCAGUUUACACAGCUCAUGCAGAAAUGGUUAAUUUUUUAAAUGUAGUCAAACCUUUAUAUUGAAAAUUAAUAUAUGUUAAGAGUUUGAUCUGGAAAAAAGGUAUAAUUUUGCUUAAUGUUGUUGCAAUAUUAAAUUUUUUAUGUUAAGUAAACUAUAAUUUUGUUUUUAUCUUUAUGAUUGGAAAUUUGUGCAUUAUUUUUUAUUAUAAAGUAUUCUGUCAAGUAAAAUUGACUAUCACUGGAAUAUAUGCAAUCAAAUACAUCUAAUUAAUAAUUGAUAUGAAAAGGAAACAAUUUUUGUUUUAACUAAUAAUAACAGUAAAAAAAAAAACAGAAAAAAUAUAAUAAAGUCUGAAAUGAUGAUAAUAAUGGAAAAAAAAUCAAAAGCACAUGUAAUGAUGCAUUAUUUGAAAAUAAAAUGCAAAUCAAGUGUUAAAAU
This is a messenger RNA of Penaeus indicus, 6491 nucleotides long. RefSeq names its product tafazzin-like (gene Taz). The record is from RefSeq and is a predicted model, not a curated record. Lineage: Eukaryota; Metazoa; Arthropoda; Malacostraca; Decapoda; Penaeidae. The transcript is spliced from 5 exons. Gene Ontology annotation, cellular component: mitochondrial membrane. Gene Ontology annotation, biological process: inner mitochondrial membrane organization; cardiolipin acyl-chain remodeling. Gene Ontology annotation, molecular function: 1-acylglycerophosphocholine O-acyltransferase activity. Bases 325 to 1245 code for a protein of 306 amino acids.